Messenger RNA from Trichophyton rubrum CBS 118892, 1606 nucleotides. RefSeq lists its product as uncharacterized. Gene Ontology annotation, biological process: DNA-templated transcription. The coding region runs from base 812 to 1606 and encodes 264 amino acids. The transcript has 2 exons. Gene Ontology annotation, cellular component: RNA polymerase II, core complex. The record is from RefSeq and is a predicted model, not a curated record. Gene Ontology annotation, molecular function: DNA-directed RNA polymerase activity; DNA binding; protein dimerization activity. Lineage: Eukaryota; Fungi; Ascomycota; Eurotiomycetes; Onygenales; Arthrodermataceae.
UCUUUACUUGCAUAGCAUUACUUGCCCUGAUUUUUUUUUUUUGCUUCUUUUGGUUAUGGUCUGGUGAUAGAGAUAGAAAACAGUUGAUACCGAAAAGCAUAGAAUGGGACGGCGUUUCUCUCUUCUUCACCUCCUUAAUCCUAUAGCUCCUAUAACUCCUAAUACUGCGUCUUCUACUGCUGGUCUUUUUGCUUCCCUGCACUUUGGUCGCUCAGUGUCGGGAAUUUUUUUUGGUAGUCGGAUAAAUAUUGUUACUUCCGGCUGACUAAUAAAUAAAUAUACUUAUUAAGCAAAAGAUGAAUAAGUAAUUAGGAUGACUAAGUUUACUUACUAAGCAGAGCUCGAACUCGUCAAAUUAACGACUCCGUCAAUUAUCAUCACCAACGGCACUUGCAGCUACUUCACUCUACUCGACGACAUCUACAGCUUGAUACACCUCGAUACUACGCUUAAUACCACCCUUAAUACUACUGAUCCAUCCACCAUGGACUAUGACGCCAUGGACAUAGAGCCCCAAGGGCCCCAAGUCACCGUCCGCGAAGUGAGCUUAUAUUCUAUACCCAACCCAUAGACAAUAAGCCCCCUCCCUCUAACAUCUUUCCCCCAGGCAGAGCCGUACCGAGUCGACUUCCGCCUCAGCUCCGUCGACCUCGCCUUCGCCAACUCCUUCCGUCGCACCAUCCUCGCCGAAAUCCCCACCGUCGCAAUAGACGUCGUCGAGAUAGAAGUAAACACCUCCGUCCUGCCCGACGAAUUCAUCUCCCAUCGUCUCGGCCUGAUACCCCUCUGCUCGAAAAACUGCGACACAGACAUGCUGUAUUCGCGAGACUGCGACUGCGAAGCCGGCUGUGCGCGGUGCGUCAUCAACCUCUCGCUACAUGCCAAAUGCACCACGGAGGAAAUCAUGAAAGUGUAUGCCAGGGAUCUGGUUGUUGUAGGCGACCGCGCAAACGAGUGGGUUGGCAAUCCCGUGGUUACGGAUCCGGAGGGGAAAGGACCGAUUAUAUGUAAGCUUCGAAGAGGGCAGGAGGUCAAGUUCAAUUGUAUUGUGAAGAAGGGUAUUGCAAAGGAACAUGCCAAGUGGGCGCCGACGGCGGCGGUUGGGUUCGAGUAUGAUCCGCAUAAUAACCUGCGUCAUGUGGAUUAUUGGUUUGAAGAGGACCCAGUUAAGGAAUGGCCAUUAUCUGCGAACGCAGGAUGGGAAACAGCCCAGCCCAAGGACCUCCCGUUCAACUACGACGCUACCCCCAACACAUUCUACAUCGAUAUAGAAAGUAUAGGAAACCUCGAACCCGACGCAGUGGUGCAGCAAGGUAUCAUCAUGAUGCAGCGGAAGCUAGCUGAGAUCAUUUCCGGCUUGACGGGUUCCGAUGGACAGGGCGGCAUGGUUAACGGUGGAGUCGAUCAGGACGGUGCUGGCGCCAGGAGUCCGGAUGCAUAUGAGCCGCCAGAAGGUAUCGAUGGCGGGUUCACAGCCUACGGGGGUGCGAAUGGAGCUGGCCCUGGUGCUGGGCCGGGUGCGGGUGGGAGUGGGAGCGUCUGGGGCGGGGCAGGUGGUGCGACGCCGUACGGUGCGACGCCUUAUGGUCAGGGAUACGGCUUUUAA